CGUGUGGGUUGCGAAUGUGAAAGUUUGGGCAGACGGAGUUCAUCGAUCAGGAUGGCUUCUAGUGUUGCAGAGCCAGAGACCGGAGCAAAUGGUUCUACUAACGCCCGCCAUCAGCAGGCAGAAAUGGUUCUGCCACGUUCCAGUGCUAUAAAGCCUUUUCCAAUUGGCCAGCCUGGACAACAGGAUAGUAGUCAAAAGAGAAGUAAACCAGGGAGAGAAGAGGUCCAACAAUCUCCACAGACACCCAGGAUAUCCACCAGCGAUAUUCAUGCCUCAGAUUCAGUUAGCAGUCCUCCUCCUGCAAUUGCCAGAUCCAAGUAGUGCCCUGCAGUGCCAACUAAACCACAGUAUUAAUAAAGUUGGACUCUGUGUCAUCUGCAGCUGCACAAAUCCAAAGCACGGAGAACCAAUUGUUGGUUGUACGGCUCCUGACAAAAUGAGCAAAUGUUUUGGGAAUGAUCUUGGUUAUUCAGUUAUACAAGUUCCCUCCGACGCACUGUCAAGGUCUAAAAUGGAUCAACUUUUGCGGGAUUUGGGAAAGGUAAAGAUGCCGAAACCACCCGAGGAGCCUUUCCGAUUCUUUUUUUAUUUCUUUGGUCAUGGCAAUAGCACUGAGAUAUGUCUCAAUGACGGCAAUUUUGAGCGUUCAAGAAUUAUAAAAGAGAUUCAAAAAAUAGAUCGAAAUUUAUGCAAAAUUGUACUGUUUGACAGUUGCCGGUUAGCUAGAAGCUCUCAAACUGAGGAAAAGGAGCAAUACCCUAAAAGUGUCAAUACCCUUGUUAUUCAUGCAAAUGAGUACAAAAGUGAAGCGUUCUACUCGACAAGUGAUAAAUUUCCUGAAAUGAAAGGAUGUGGACUGGUGACUUACUUUUUCACAAAGUUGGCCCCAAUAAGGAAUGAGCCACUCUCUGCUGUUCUAACAGAAGUUCGACGAAAUGUGGAUGAUUUUACGCAUGAGAAUACCGCAACUGCUAAUUAUCACCAAAUGCUUGUUUUUGAAGAUCGCCUCAUGUAAAAUGUUAACCUGUUAGCCGAGAGCAAAGGACAAGAACGCGUCAAGCCUUCAAUUGUACGUAUCAAAACAACAGCUUUCGUCACAACUGUACAAUGAGUAUUUCGCUUGAAUGUUGAUAAAAGAAUCAAGAGCUUCCGAGUAAAGUGUCAAGAUGAUAAUGGUCAGAAUGUGGACAUACAAGAUGUUUUAACAUUGAAAAAUGUUGCCGAAUUCAAAAAUGAGAAUCUUCUACCAUAUACAAAGUAUUUUGUACGAGUUCUAGCUCUUUACGAGGAUGAGUUCGAAUCAGAGAGUGAAGAAUCAUCCUUCAAAACAUGUGGGAAAGAAGAUGUUCCACAUCUUCCCCCAAACUCUAUUUUUCAACCAACUGGAAUUAUUUUGGGCCAGGGUGCCUAUGGUGAUGUGUUGGAGGUUUUGUACAAGGGGAAAUUGUAUGCAGCUAAAAAGUACCGAUUUACUGCUUUUAAGGCUUUCGGGCAAGAGCAUGAAAUGACAAGAAUCUGUUUUCAUCGAAACGUUGUACCUUACUACUGUAUCGGCAAAUUAGAAACGGACAAAUCAACAGUUGUUGUAAUGGAAAGAAUGGACAAAAACUUGGACACGUACCUGACACAAGGCAAGAUAGCACUCCCUGUAAAGUUUCAAAUCCUAACCGAUAUUGCAAACGGACUUAACCACCUUCACCAGCAGAAUCCUGCAAUAAUUCACAGGGAUCUUAAAGCUACCAAUAUACUAAUGUCUUCGGACGGAGUUGCAAAAAUAAGUGAUUUUGGAAACUCACGUAUUAUUGAUAGCAGUGAUAAAGCUGAACUUUUGACUUCAAAACCUGGCACUGUUGAUUAUAUGCCAUCAGAAGCAGCAGAUGGAAAUUACGAUUACACAUUGGACAUUUUUUCAUACGGCCAUCUUGCAAUCUACAUACUCUUACAACAGCUGCCAAAAAGACUCAAAAUGGCUACUUAUUAUUCUGAAGGUAGCCUAGUUGCCCGGAUCGAAGUACAGCGACGUGAGAAAUAUAUAAAUGAAGUUAAAACAAUGUUGAAGAGUGACCGACAUCCGUUUUAUCUGAUUUUGAUAAGAUGUCUUGAAAACGAUAAAAAGAAGAGGCCAAGUUGCAAAGAUAUUUUGGACUGCACUGAAAAGGAGAAACUUAUGGACCUGGAGUAGGCACCUCGUUUUGCUCCGUUCACGAACAAUUAUCACAUAAGUAAUAAUUAUGUUAUAACACACUUAGCUAAUUUUAAGUCUUUUAUAAUGUGUGUGCUCGAGAUUGAUUGCGGCUCGUG
Molecule: messenger RNA, 2301 nt
Organism: Geodia barretti
Lineage: Eukaryota; Metazoa; Porifera; Demospongiae; Tetractinellida; Geodiidae
Source: the annotation of a GenBank genome assembly